GAGCCCCGAGCCAGCCCGGGUAGUGGGCGGGUGGCCCGCGGGUCUCGGGUUCCGGGAGGAGGGCGCCCCGCCACCUGCCGCCCGUCCCAUCCCCCCCGCCCCGCGCGCCGAGAGCGCCCGGAAGCGGACACUUCCCGCGUGCGCCCCGCGGAGCCGGGACCGUCGGGGCCGCGGCGCUCGGAGCUGACAUUUGUCCCUCCCGGCCCGCCGGUUCCGAGGUGCUGCAGCCCGUGGUAGCCUGGGCGCCUGAGCCGGAGGAAAGCCGGGACAGCCGCGCCCGGCAGAGGCUUCGGACCCGCGCCCGGAGCGCCAUGGCUGCGAAGCUGCUGCUUCUCCUCUGCCUGUUCUCGGGUUUACACGCUCGGUCCAGGAGGGUGGAGGAGGAUGAAAGUGAAGACUCUCCACCAAACCAGAAGUGGGUCUUGGCACCCCGAUCACAGGACACUGACGUGACGCUGAUUCUCAACAAAUUGCUGAGAGAAUAUGACAAAAAGCUGCGGCCGGACAUUGGAAUAAAGCCGACUGUGAUCGAUGUGGACAUUUAUGUGAACAGCAUAGGCCCUGUGUCAUCCAUAAACAUGGAAUACCAAAUUGAUAUCUUUUUUGCUCAGACCUGGACAGACAGCCGCCUUCGAUUCAACAGCACCAUGAAAAUCCUCACUCUGAACAGCAACAUGGUUGGUCUGAUAUGGAUCCCAGACACCAUCUUCCGAAACUCCAAGACUGCGGAGGCUCAUUGGAUCACCACACCCAACCAGCUCCUCAGAAUCUGGAAUGAUGGGAAAAUCCUGUACACGUUACGGCUCACCAUCAAUGCAGAGUGCCAGCUGCAGCUGCACAACUUCCCCAUGGAUGCGCACGCCUGCCCCCUGACCUUCUCUAGCUAUGGCUACCCCAAAGAAGAAAUGGUGUACCGCUGGAGGAAGAACUCGGUGGAGGCAGCCGACCAGAAGUCAUGGCGGCUCUAUCAGUUCGACUUCAUGGGCCUCCGAAACACGACGGAAAUCGUGACAACGUCUGCAGGUGAUUAUGUUGUCAUGACGAUCUACUUCGAACUGAGUCGAAGAAUGGGCUACUUCACCAUCCAGACGUAUAUCCCCUGCAUCCUGACUGUGGUUCUGUCCUGGGUGUCAUUUUGGAUCAAAAAAGAUGCGACACCAGCAAGGACCACAUUAGGCAUCACCACAGUGCUCACUAUGACCACGCUCAGCACCAUUGCCAGGAAGUCCCUUCCUCGGGUAUCCUACGUCACCGCCAUGGACCUCUUUGUCACCGUGUGCUUCCUGUUUGUCUUUGCCGCCCUGAUGGAGUACGCCACCCUCAACUACUAUUCCAGCUGUCGAAAGCCAGCCAUCAGGAAGAAGAAAGCAUCGUUAUUGCAUCCAGAUUCCACGAGAUGGAUUCCUGACCGAUUAAGCCUACAAGCACCCUCUAACUAUUCCCUCCUGGACAUGAGGCCUCCGCCACCAGUGAUGGUCACGCUAAACAAUUCCCUGUACUGGCAGGAGUUUGAGGACACCUGCGUCUAUGAGUGUCUAGAUGGCAAGGACUGCCAGAGCUUCUUCUGCUGCUAUGAGGAGUGCAAGUCGGGCUCAUGGAGGAGGGGGCGUAUCCACAUCGACGUCUCAGAACUGGACUCCUAUUCCCGGGUCUUCUUCCCCACGUCCUUCCUGCUCUUCAACCUGGUCUAUUGGGUGGGAUACCUGUAUCUUUAAGUGCUGCUCUGAGGAUGACUGGAGAGUACUUGAUUUACGUGUUUCCCUUCCCCCACUCUCAGACACGUAGUGACCAACCAAAACGUAGCAGGGAAGACACUACUCAAGUUUGUUAUGUUACCCUUUAGCAGCAUGGGAGGUACUCAGAAAGUAUUCUUUAUAAAUAUUUCACUCACAGACACUCACAUGUGCACACAUGCACACACACACAUACACACACACACACACACAGCAAUUGCAUUCUAAAGUGAUAUUCUUGCUAAUCCCCUCUUUGACCUGUAGUCUGAUAUGUAUGAAUGGUCUUGGAUAUUAGAAGCUGCCAGUUACCAUGCAGAGACCCCUGUAAGACAUGCAAAUGAAUAUCCAGAGGUCCCCUCAGGCCCUCACCCUUGUGUAUCUGCCCAUUGUGCUCGUUGGCACCAGUGCCUGUGUGUACAGCAUCUCCCUUACUGGAGACGCAUCCGUGCCAACCUCACUCCGAGAUCCAGCUUGAACCGCAGUCAGCUCCGGUCUCUUCGAUGAGGUCUGUCUGCUCAGGCGCUGCUGUGCCUAGCUAGCAACCCUCCUCCUAGCGCACUUCCUUUCUGCCUGGGAGGUGCUCAUAUGUAUCAGUCCCAAGUUUCCAUCUGUGGGGAAAAAAAAUGUGUCUUUUAAAACUUGUUGCUGAGAUCACAACUGCUGUUUGUCUCUAAAUCUCACAGCGUAGUAACUUUAUUAUAUCAGCUGGGUUUGUAUACUGGGCUCCUGGACCAGUCGUAUUUUAAGUCAGCGUUUCUGUAAGAGCUGUGUUUGACAGGACCAAGUCUAAGCCUCAGAUGAGGAGUGGAGCUUCCAUUAUUGUUUGGGGUUCAGUAACUGUCUUCAUCCUGCAAACAAAGACAAGCAACAUGGACAGGCCUUUGUUUUGAAACUAUAUUCCACAGUGUGAAAUAAUGUAGACAAGAAUUUAAUCGUGAGCAUUAACUAUUCAAGCCAAACCAACUUUAGAUGCAAAAAACAAUGGGUAAUGGUUAUCUUGAAUUACACAUUUUGAUGAGCAAAAAUUAUUUUAUACUUUGAAAUAUGGAUACAUAGCAAAAUCCCAAAGAAUGUCCUCCCCCAAGAUCAAUUCUCUUUUGAUAUUUUUGUAACACAAAACAUUUUGCUUCUUGGUAUUAGUUGUUUGCUAUGACCGGAUGCUCUUCAGGUCUGUGCACAUCAUUCUGUGACCCUUUUGAAGUGUCCCUCGGCACUCUUGAGCGAUAUCUCAGCAUGAUGACAGCGUUCACUGUAGAAUCCCUGUGUACUUUGCUCCCACAAAGCUGAACUAAUUUUAUUGAGAGUCACUCAGUUUCAGUUUCUAUUAUGUGUUCUGUCUGAUGACUUAGAAAAGGCAAAACAUUGACGGGGAAACCGAAACUAGGUAUUUUUGCUAAUUCUUUCUAAAACUGUUGUACAUGAUAGUUACUACAGAAGGCUCCAGACAGUUGACCUCUAGCUAGAAAAUUUAACUUAAAACUUAAUAAACACCUGUGGAGAAGAAGCUGAAGAUGAGGGCUUAAAUGGAAUUUCUCCUCCUUUGGGGGGAGUUUUGCAUACAGUGAGCUACUGUCUCUGAAACACCCACCUUUGGCAGGCCUGCUCUGGAGGUGCCCACAGUACUGAAGGUCAAGGCAAGGCAACACGUGCAACACUGAGUUUAGAAUUUCUAGUGAGAAUUUUAAAGCCGGGCGGUGGUGGCGCACGCCUUUAAUCCCAGCACUCGGGAGGCAGAGGCAGGCAGAUCUCUGGGAGUUCGAGGCCAGCCUGGUCUACAAGAGCUAGUUCCAGGACAGGCUCCAAAGCCACAGAGAAACCCUGUCUCCAAAAACAGAAACAAACAAAAAAAGACUUUUAACCUGUUACAUUUCAAAAGUUCUGGAGAAAACUAAACUUUCUAGUAAUUUUUUUUCUCAAGAAUUAAAACCUACAAGGAUUUACUGUGGUAGAACUGACUCCCUGCUAUCUUAGGACAACUCUGGAGUUGCCUCUUCUCUCAAAACCUGUCAACAUUUAGACUUUUCCAUGUAAGACUUACGUACCCGUAGCCAGUCAUUGUCUCCUGCCCAACCUUGGCAAUGCUGUUCGAAACACCGAAAAAGCCAGCUCAUGACCAGGAGCAUGCCAAAGCCUGUUUCUCAGUAAAAUUCAAUCAACUAUGUCAGCUCAAAUUUCCAGGAUAAACCAUUCUACUGCAUGGAACAGGGGAGAUGCUUGCCCAUUGCUCGGGGCAAAGCGGGGAGAUUUCAAACAUGAACUCCACGGAGAGUCUGGUGCACCCGGAGGAGGGAAGCAAUGUCUUUCUCCUCAGACACCAGCUCUCCUACUUGAUUAAGAGGAACCUGUGUACAGCUCCUGAGCUCAAGCCUGCUCUAGGCUGCCCCACCCCUCCAUUUCUUUUGCCUGUCGAGCUGUGGAACGCUUGGCCAGUGAUCUGAACGACCUGCUUUUCAAAGGUGCUACCGCAUCCCUUACUCCUAGAAGCACUCCAAAUGAGUAGGCUCUGUCUGAGCAAAGAUUCCAGCUUUCCAACCACUGUGGAUCAUACUGAAAACUGUGACCGUCUGUCCUUUAAUGUACGUCCUGGUUGAUGGAGAAAAACUAAAAAGUAUUUUCCCUACUAGAGGAAUGAAAGCAAAAUGUUUCUUCAAAGCCUGGACACUUUCACCAUGGGUGUCCCAGAUGCAGGGUAGAGGACAGUGUUAAUAAAUUUACUCUAGACCCAGCCAACACUGCCCCCAAUUUAUCCAACAUAUGCCUUAAAAUAAAAUGUAUAGCCCCCAACGUUUCCAUUUCCUACAGUAACCCGUAAUUCAUACUAAAUUUUACUGCUGUUUUUUAUUGCAUGAAUGAAAAUGGGAUGUCAUUUUUCAUAUGACAACCAGGCAUGCUCAUGUUCGCAUCAACUGAGUUAAUUGCAGACUUUUACGGGUUCUUCAUACGUGAAAACGCUUGUCCUUAACCACAAACCAUUCUCCAUUUCUAUGUGGGAACCUGAGGGUAAACGUCCACAGAACGGCCCUGGUCCAGGCUGUUUGACCUGGUAAUAAGCUGCUGCCGAUAAGCACGAUUAGAUGUGUGUUGCAGCUCUACACAGUGCCACAUCUGGAAAGAAUGGAAGCAAGGGACCAGUCAUACCAGAUCACAUCACAGCUAGGAAGCAGUGGUCCACUCUAUCCAAAGGGCUAGAAAACAAGACGAACAACACCUCUGCCUCCUUGGUCACUUCUAUCUCGGAUACCAAACUGAAAAUUGUAUUUGACACUUGAAGAAUUGCAGCUGGUCCCCAGAUACUGUGGUUCCAUUCUGUCAGUUCAGUGCCUGCGAGGCACCGAGCAUCUUGAAUCUGCUUGUGGGUUGGCACCUGUUUUUGAGUAUUUUUUUUCCCUCUUAGAAUUUAAAAACAUACAGGUUUCCAUAUUAAAAUAGCAUAGAGACUGGAGAAAAACAUAGUCUAUAACUAAGCAAGCAUUGAAAUGUUGAAUUCCAUUUAUACUGAUAGAUUGUUGAUUUGGAGCGUGAGAACACACUUGUAUGGAAAGGUGCUUGGGAAUAGGAAGGGAAGAACUGGAAUGCUAACACACAGCAAAGGGUCUUGUUCACAGUUUUCCCUGAGUUCCCUUGCAAUGGGCACCACAAAUGGCCCAUAGUAAACACUGGGUCUAAGGGUGUGCAGUACCAGGAUAAGCAUGGCCUAAGAACCGAAUGCUCAUGAAGCAGACAAGAUGAACAGUCCCAUCUCUGAUCCCUCACUGUCUUACCUUCCAUCGUAAACAUGGAGUCUAACGGGACACAGAGAAAGAAAGAAAGAAAGACCCUUGAUUUGCGAUGUUAUGGUAACACAGUCAUCAGUCCCAGAAUAAGAACUUGCUUUGCGCCGGGCGGUGGUGGUGCACGCCUUUAAUCCCAGCACUCGGGAGGCAGAGGCAGGAGGAUCUCUGUGAGUUCGAGACCAGCCUGGUCUACAAGAGCUAGUUCCAGGACAGGCUCCAAAACCACAGAGAAACCUUGUCUCGAAAAACCAAAAAAAAAAGAACUUGUUUUGUCUUUUAAAUAGUUUAUGGCAUUGAAGUCUUAAAGUUAGAAUGUUUCUGCUUCCCCCUUUUAAGAUGUCUUCAGUUUAUAAGAUAAUAACCCCAUGAUAAAAGCUUGAGCUAAUUCUGUGAAGGUUAAAAGAGAAGAUGGUUCUGAUUAUUUGCUUCCAACGUGUCUUUUAGUAGAAUGAUUCUUUGGUUCUAAUCGUCCCAGUAAGACUUUUUUAAACCUCUUUGUUACCUUUCCUGCAAUAAAAUCCCAGCCUUAAACCACCUUACAUAAAUCAGUGCGAAAAUCUGAAUUGAACUCUCAUUGGUUAUUAAAAAGUUUCCAUGCUUUGAGUUAACCAGGUGUCUCUAGAUAAUGUUAUAUAAGCUAGUAAAUAAUUAAACACACACACACACUCCACACCCAGAAUAAGGAAAGUUUGGUUGUUGUUUUGGCUAGAAGCUAAAGCAAAAGGGAGCUACAAAAGGUUAAGUUUAGUAAUUGAGGCAAAUGUAAAUUCUUUGCUUGGUCUAUUCAGUUAAGACCAGUUAAGACUACUUUAUCCCUUAACUCUUGACAGCUGUAAACAGUGCAGAGCUCUCCUGGCCCAAGGAACAGGCUGCAGGGGGUGAGUCAACAGUGGUUACUGUGGGGAGGAAAGACCUGUCUGUCUGCUCUGUAGUUUAAGCUGAGCAGAUUGGGGUUGGGGUUGGAGGGGAGAUUGACUUUCAACAACUAAACCUCUCAAACUGAGCUGGUCCCUGCUUCGUUUUGUUCUUUUCUAAAUAUUUAAAGAUGCUUCUUCCUAUCUUUGCCAAUAAGUGCAGUUUGCCUUGUGCAUCCAUGUAUUCUGAAUCUGUGAUUUCAACCACCAUCAAGAAUGUCCAACCCUAGCAUAUCUCCUGGUCAUUAUUACUGGCGUAGAAUUGUCUUUGGCAGUGUAAGCCACCUCAUGGUGAUUGAACGGGUGGGGAAGAAUUGCAUAGUGUCUGUGCAUACAAUGUACCACUGCAUUCAAGGGACUUGUGUAACUGAGGGUUCUUUUAUCCUGAGGGUUCCCAGGACAAGCCCCCUACAAAUUUGGGGGAAUGAAUGUAGUGUUUAUAUUUCCUCUAACAGGCUUAGAGCCAGAUAUCUCCUGGUUGCCCUGCCCACUAAAGUACCUUCUCAGUAAACGUAACAAAGCCAAUGCUCAUUUUCUUAAAUAUGCAUUUCUUAGAUCAGGUGCUUACAGCAUGGCUAUUUCAGUUCCCCGAGUACCAUCCAUCUCAAAAUUAUGAUAUUGUCAUUAGCUUCCAUUCACAAAAGAAAGUUCCCUUUUACCACGGAUCACUUUUUAAUAUACAAGACUUUAUAUAGUGAAUCCCAAAAUUACUUUAGGAAAAAAGACCUUUAACCCUAAGCUAUAGCUUUAUGAGCAUUGUGAGACUCAAUGUGGAAGUCAGAAAAGGUCAUGCAUGGCUGGAACAGAGGUGACAGGGGUCCACCUUCUGAUUUUCUCCCCAAACAGGCUGAGUUCUCAAUGUCUACGUAGGCUGCCUGGCAGAAUUGGGCGAGUCCUCCUGGCAAGGAUGAGCCUGAACCUACUAUACGAUCUCUCAGGACAGUUGGCUGGAUAGGCACUCAUAAGAGUCCUUGUCAACUGUCACAGGAGCGCAGACUAGCCUACAUCACUUUCUUACACAUCGACUUGGUGUCUUGGCUCACAGGAAUCUGCUGGGAAGAUUCUCCAGACUCAUCCUUUAAAAGUCUUCCCACUGUGGGAUUGGGAAGUGUCAGGAGCAAGGAAUGAGGGCUUUGCAAUAAUUAAUAAUUACUACAACAGAUUUUUAUCAAGAAUUGUUCAGAUUUUUAACAAGAAAGAUUUUUGUCAUUUUAUGUUUGUGUGAAGUCCCGCAAGACACAGAACCCCACAUUGGGAAGACCCAACUGCCCAACCCUCUGUCUAGCCUUGAUAGUCACAGAUGACAUCCAAUGAGCUGGCCACAUGGUUGCAGCGUUCCGCUUUCAGGGUCCUCUGGCAAAUUAAAACUAAAGAUGAAGAAGGAAGAUAAGAAACAAACAAUAUCUUCUUAAGAAACUGUCCCCAUGAUUAAAAACAGAAAAUGCCCAUAACUUUGAAGAGUGAACUUUCAUCUUGUCCGUCACAUACGCAGGAAGGGUGUGGCAUGACUUACACCAUGGUUCUUGUCCACAUCCUCACCUGUAGCUAUCAACGCAAUGCAAAGAUUUGGUGUCUUCUCUAAGCUAUCGCAGAAUUAGGCCAUAGAUCAAGAAAAAUGAUGACAAGCGUUUCAAAAGUUUAAUUUUCAUGUUAGAUCAGAGUCCAGAUUUUUGCUCUUUCCUUAGAAGUCCCUCCACCCCCUCUUCGAGCAUCUCCCAGCGCGUGAGGCGUGCCUGCCACUUGGCCUUUCUUCCCUUGUCACCUUUCUUCCUGUCAUUUUUGGUGGUUUCCUUCCAGAUAGCAUUUUAAUCGGCUAGGAAUGCUUUCUUUUUUCUCAUGCAGCGGCAUUUUUGGAAGCUGCCAGUUUCGUCGCCCAGAGAAACCACUACUCUGCCUCUAACCAUGUUCCUUGUGUCUAAGAGUUACUGUCCAGCAGUUCCUGUUACCAUUUUCUUUAGCUAUGGUCACUUUAAAUACAUAGUAGCGACGUGUUUACUAUUGUUUUCUUCUUUUUGUCUCUGGCUUAGAGUAAUGAUGGGAACACCCCCAAAGACUCAGUGGCCAAUUGUGCUAGUAAGCCACGUUUCCAUAGUGACAUGCUUGUGUAUAGAUACCGGUUGUCUUUACGAGCAGCACCUGGACUCAGCGAAGCUUUGCUUGUUUGUGUUUUCCAUGAAAGACUAGAAAUGUGGUGGUUUUCGGGUUCACAAUGACGGGGGAAUCUUGUGUUUACAUGCAGUGGCGUGUGUUUCUGUAUUUGUGUGUACAGCGGUAAAACUGGACAACUUAUUAAUGUGUGCGUUACUCUACCCAUCACCCCAAAUGUAGUUGAAACACAUAGGAGCACAGCUUCCUAGUGACAGCAUGUUAGUUUAGUGAGCCUCUGGUUAAGACAAACAGGAAACGGGGAAGAAGAGGAAAGGGAAAGAAGGGCCCAGAUAGAGUAAGAGACAAUCAUUGUAUUUUCCCAAAAUAUGGGAUCAAAUACUUUAAAAAAAAAAUCAAGAUGAGGUGCCUGACCAGAAGCCGAUGUGGAGAACAUGUAAGCACCCCAGAGUUGCUUGGGUGCCUUGGUUUUUAUUGUGCACUGUGGCCAGGUUUCUCUGAUGGGGUGAAAGUCCUCCUCAAUAGUUAGAUGGUACACUGAUGUUGGAGUGUUGAGAAGUCACGUAGUUGUUCACAGAUAAACCUAGGUAGGAUGGGAGCUGGCUGGAACCUUCAAAGCCUAGGUUUCAGCCACAGAGUAUUUAGGGCCGUUCUGUGAAGUAAAACAUGCAUGGUCCUGGGCCGUGUCUCAGGCAAAAAGAUGUGGGGUCUACUCUGUCUCCUCGGUGCUGCUGCAGCCUGUGGAGCCUACGGUGGGCCGAUCCCAGAAUCCCACUGCAUUGCAACAUCAGUUCUGAGCAAGGGAUGAGUGUAGAAGGAUUCGGCUGCCCUGCCCAAGUGCUGGCCCCUCAGAGAGGUAGGGUCGGGGUCAGAGGAUGGCCCCUCACGAGUGGCUUUCAAGAGCCCUGGGUGCUCUGUUGUCCCUGAGUGUCAUCCUCUCCACCAGAAAACGUGAGUCCCUGUACCCUGCAUCUCGUGGUGUCCUAGUGAAGCGAGGGCGCCCUUGUGCCCAACGUGCCUUGGCAACCCCGGCGGCACCGCGCCCUGCCUUGCACGUCGCGACCCCGCCGAGCCCUCAGGGCCAAGCCCAGCCAGAAGCCAGCUGAGCCUCGUGGCUGGGUUGCCCUCUGUAUUUGUAUUUGGAUUCCUAUGUUUGUACUUCUGAUACAAAUA
This is a messenger RNA of Chionomys nivalis (European snow vole), 9699 nucleotides long. RefSeq names its product gamma-aminobutyric acid type A receptor subunit gamma3 (gene Gabrg3). The coding region runs from base 312 to 1715 and encodes 467 amino acids. NCBI's taxonomy places the organism in Eukaryota, Metazoa, Chordata, Mammalia, Rodentia, Cricetidae. Gene Ontology annotation, cellular component: neuron projection; GABA-A receptor complex; synapse. Gene Ontology annotation, molecular function: inhibitory extracellular ligand-gated monoatomic ion channel activity; GABA-A receptor activity; transmitter-gated monoatomic ion channel activity involved in regulation of postsynaptic membrane potential. Gene Ontology annotation, biological process: synaptic transmission, GABAergic; monoatomic ion transmembrane transport; signal transduction. The record is from RefSeq and is a predicted model, not a curated record. The transcript is spliced from 10 exons.